Molecule: messenger RNA, 2259 nt
Organism: Andrographis paniculata
Lineage: Eukaryota; Viridiplantae; Streptophyta; Magnoliopsida; Lamiales; Acanthaceae
Product: beta-xylosidase/alpha-L-arabinofuranosidase 2-like
Exons: 6
Coding region: 28-2259 (743 amino acids)
Biological process (GO): arabinan catabolic process; xylan catabolic process
Cellular component (GO): plant-type cell wall
Molecular function (GO): xylan 1,4-beta-xylosidase activity; alpha-L-arabinofuranosidase activity
Source: RefSeq, a predicted model, not a curated record
GAUCCUCGGUCGGUUUCCGGUCAGAGCAUGCCGGUCUUCGCUUGCGACGUCGCCGGGAAUCCGGCUCUCAAGGAUUUCGGCUUUUGCAACACUUCAUUAGACGUUAAGGCAAGAGUUACCGAUUUAGUAAGCCGGCUGACGUUGUCCGAGAAAAUUAGCUGGUUGGGGGACAACUCGACCGGGCUCGGCCGGCUCGGGAUUCCCGACUACCUAUGGUGGUCGGAAGCUUUGCAUGGAGUGUCGUACGUCGGGCCGGGCACCAAAUUUUCGAGCUUAGUUCCCGGCGCCACGAGCUUUCCUCAAGUUAUCCUCACCGGCGCCACCUUCAACGAGACUUUGUUCGAGGCCAUUGGCAAGGUUGUUUCUACGGAAGCACGAGCGAUGCACAACAUCGGGUUAGCGGGAUUAACAUUUUGGUCCCCGAAUGUGAACAUAUUCCGCGACCCUCGAUGGGGUCGCGGUCAGGAGACCCCCGGGGAAGACCCGUUGCUCUCUAGCAAAUACGGGGCCGGCUAUGUAAGGGGUCUACAACAACGGGACGAUGACAAGAAAGAUCGUCUCAAAGUCGCGGCGUGUUGCAAGCAUUACACCGCGUACGAUGUCGAUAAUUGGAAAGGGAUACAACGAUAUACUUUUAAUGCCAAGGUGACGCCGCAAGACUUAGAAGAUACAUUCAAUCCUCCGUUCAAGAGUUGUGUCGUCGAUGGAAAUGUGGCGAGCGUUAUGUGCUCAUACAAUCAAGUGAAUGGUAAGCCUACUUGCGCUGAUCCGGAUCUCUUGGAGGGCGUCAUCCGAGGUCAAUGGAAUCUGAACGGGUACAUUGUGACGGAUUGCGAUUCUCUUAAGGAGAUGUUCUAUUCGCAAAACUACACCAAAACUCCCGAGGAAACGGUCGCGUUGACGCUUAACGCCGGCUUGGAUCUCAACUGUGGACAGUUCCUCCAGACGUUCGCUAAAAGCGCCGUCGACAAGAAGCUCAUAAACGAGACGAUAAUCGAUAGGGCGUUGGCGAAUAACUUUGCGAUGUUGAUGAGGUUGGGAUUCUUCGAUGGUGAUCCGAGGAAGCAACUCUACGGCAACCUUGGCCCCAACGAUGUGUGCUCGCCGGCAAAUCAAGAGCUCGCCCGUGAAACGGCGCGACAAGGGAUCGUCUUGCUCAAGAACACGAAAGGCUCGCUUCCUUUAUCGUCGACCCGGAUCAAGUCCUUGGCGGUCAUCGGCCCGAAUUCUAAUGUAAACAAGACCUUGAUAGGCAACUACGAAGGAAAUCCGUGCAAGAACACGACCGUGUUGGAUGGCUUAUCAGCGGUUAUUAAGAACACAAUGUACCAAGCCGGUUGCGAAAACGUGUCGUGUGUGACAGCCCAAGUCGAGGAAGCUAAGAAGGUAGCAUCUGGUGCCGAUGCCGUGGUUUUGGUAAUGGGAUCGGAUCAGUCGAUCGAGAAGGAAAGCCUCGAUAGAGAAAAUAUUACUCUACCGGGACAACAACAACUUUUGAUAACCGAAGUUGCAAAGGUGUCGAAAGGGCCGGUAAUUCUUGUAAUAAUGUCCGGAGGAGGUAUGGACGUACAGUUUGCGAAGGACGAUCCAAAAAUCACGAGCAUCCUCUGGGUCGGAUUCCCCGGAGAAGCCGGCGGCGGAGCUGCCGCCGACAUCAUCUUCGGACUCCACAACCCAAGCGGAAAGCUACCGAUGACAUGGUACCCACAAUCAUACACGCAAAACGUGAAUAUGACUGAUAUGAACAUGAGGGCUGAUCCGGCCCGGGGUUUCCCCGGCCGGACCUAUCGGUUCUACAAGGGCCCGACCGUGUUCCCGUUCGGGUUUGGGCUAAGUUACACAAAAUUCACCCACAGCUUUGCCAAGGCGCCUCCGGCUGUCGUAAAUAUGGUUUUAGACAAAAAUCACGUCUGUCGUAAAUCGGCGUGCGCAGCCAUCGAUGUUGCGGAUGCGGCUUGUAAGCACGCCACCGUCGACAUUCACAUUAAGGUGAGGAAUAAAGGGAAGAUGGCGGGAAGCGAGACAUUGCUGUUGUUCUGGAGCCCCCCGCGGGGUCUGCGGGGGUCGCCGGAGAAGCAGCUGAUCGGGUUCCGGAAGGUUUGGGUGGCGGCGGGGGCAGAACGGGGGGCCAAAUUUAGAGUGAAUGUGUGUAAGGAUUUGAGUUUGGUGGAUGAGAAGGGCCGGCGGAAGGUGGCGUUGGGAGAGCAUGUUCUUCGUGUUGGAGGUUUGAAGCGUACUUUGAAGCUGAAGCAUGCGUAG